GAUGUUUCCGGAGUAAGAGCCUGGACGCGUAUCUUGCAGAACGUCAAAUUGAGGUACAGCGCAUACCUGCCGAGGCCCAUUGGCAGAUUUCCCUCGCUGAGCGAUCAGUCCAGACCAUAAAGGCAAUGAUGACUGCCUUAGUGUCAGAGCAGCCCCAGAUGCGUACUUCUGAGGCAUUCGCGCGGGCCACAUGGGCCUGCAACAACAGGGAUCAGUACCUGGGUUUCAGUCCGUUGCAGCAUGCUUUUGGAAGAGCCCCUGACGAACUGGGACACCUCGGAGAAAGCAAGCUCCAGGACAUUCCCAUCCUGACCGAAAAUGGAGUCUCUGCCGAGUUUGGCAUGAACGUCAAAGCGAUGAUUACAGCGGAGAAGGCCUUCCUGGAGGAACAGAGCAAGGGCAAGGAGUGGAGUCGGGCAUUGGGUUGUUUCUUUGUGAAGCAGCUGAGAAAGCAGGCGGUGGAAAUCUCUGAACGCCACCUCACGCCAGAAGAACUGGUAGCCCCGCAGUGGAGUGCCGCAGUAGGCAUGUUGCUGUCAAAGUCAAACCAUGGCACUGUGCAGGAGAUCAUUGACACGAACAAGUUACUUCGGAAAGCCAAGUUAGGACAACAUCAAAAGUUGAGGAUCCACAAGUGUCAGGAUCACAAGCCACUGAUAGCUGCAUGGGCGGAUGCAGCGGACUCACAUCGACCUGAUGGAGGAUCCACCAGGGGCAUCUUCAUCGGAUGGACAAGUCAUCAGCUACUACAAGGAGACCUGGUUCCCAUUAGUCCAGUGCUUUGGCAAUCAGCCAAGAUUCAGAGGACCUGUCGGAGUUCAGGUGCAGCGGAGACUCACGCCGCGAUAGAUGCCGAGGACGAGUUGUUUGCAGUUAG
This is a messenger RNA of Symbiodinium pilosum, 877 nucleotides long. NCBI's taxonomy places the organism in Eukaryota, Dinophyceae, Suessiales, Symbiodiniaceae. The record is from the annotation of a GenBank genome assembly.